AUGUCCGCCGAUUAUGUCAUUAUUGGUGGUGGCACUGCAGGUCUUGUUGUCGCUAACAGACUUUCUGCCAGCCCCAACACACGAGUAGUGUUAAUUGAGCCAGGGGAGGACGAUAGAAACAACCCCAACGUUACAGAUCCACUGAGACGCGAUGAAAACGCCAACACCGCCAUCGAUUGGUCGUAUAAAUCGACCCCACAAGCCCAAAUGAACGAUCGUAGCGUAGAGUUUAUCGCUGGGAAAAUUGUCGGAGGAACAAGCAUGAUCAAUGGCAUGAUGUACAUCCGAGCUGCUACAGCAGAGAUUAACGGUUGGGAAAGACUUGGAGCAAAAGGAUGGAACUGGAAUUCUUUGUGGCCUUUCUACAAGGGUCUUGAACGGUUUAUCAACCCAACUCCUGAGCAGAGCGACUCCGGUAUCAAAGUCGACCCGGAGUUUCAUGGAACGAAUGGCGACCUGGCUGUCAGUUAUCCGACUCAGCUUCCUACUGGACAUCUCUCGUCCGCCCUAGCAGAUACAUGGGAGACCUUGGGGGUGCCUACCCGCUCGGAUGCAAAUGGCGGCAUGGUCGAGGGCUAUACUACUCGGCCAAUGAUGAUCGAUAGUAAGUCGGGAGUUCGUGCCAGUGCCGCUGUGGCAUUCUACUAUCCGAUAUCCGAUCGCAAGAAUCUCAGUCUCAUUCAAGGUACUGUCCUCAAUCUUACGUGGGGUGAUCGUACAGAAGAAGAUAGUCUAUCAGCUGAUGGGUGUCAAUAUCGAGACGGGGACGGCAAGCUACAUAGCGUCAGACUCAGUGAAGUUGGUCAGAUCAUACUUGCAGCGGGUGCAUUAGCAACUCCAGCCAUUCUUCAAGCGUCAGGCGUUGGGAGCUCAUCUCUCCUCAACGAUCUCGGGAUACAAGUUCAACUCGACCUUCCUGGAGUCGGAGAAAACUUACAAGAUCAACCAGAUCUUACAUUCUCAUACAGUCCAAAGAACCCAACCCCGGAUGCCAUCACCCCUUACGCAGCAUUCGUCACAGCAAGGGAUGUGUUCGGAGAAGAGACAGAAUCUAUGGCAGCUUCCACAGAGGCGAAUUUGCGCGAAUGGGCCGAGAUUGUUGCGUGCGCCAACAAGCACGUUGGACCAGAUGCGAUUGAAACAAUCUUUCGGCAUCAACAUGGUCUAAUCUUCAAAGAAAAACUUGCCAUAGGCGAGAUAACAAUGACGUCAUCUACGAAAAUGUCGUCCGAAUACUGGUCCCUGCUUCCAUUCUCCAGAGGAAGCGUUCGGCUUAGCUCCAGAGCGGAAGACGGGACAUACGAGGUAGACAUCGAUCCCAGAUUCUUCCAGAUUGAUUUCGACCAAGACUGCUUCACUAAGCUCGGUCGAUUGGUACAAAAGUUCUGGUCAACAGCUCCAGCUGCAGAGAAGGUGACAUCGAAAAUCGAACCAAAGAAUGAAAAACUACCGGAUGAUGCAUCGACUGAACAAUGGAACUCUUACGUCAAGGAAAAAACUGUCGCCAAUCAUCAUGUCCUUGGCACAGCAGCCAUGAUGUCGCGUGAAUUGGGAGGCGUUGUUGACGAGAAUCUGAAAGUAUAUGGGACUCGGAAUGUGAGAGUGGUUGACGCCUCCAUUAUUCCAAUGCAGGUUACGGGCCAUUUAGCAUCGACAGUCUAUGCUGUUGCUGCGAGAGGAGCAGAUCUGAUUCUGAAUGGUAACUAA
Messenger RNA from Alternaria arborescens, 1707 nucleotides. RefSeq lists its product as hypothetical. Gene Ontology annotation, molecular function: flavin adenine dinucleotide binding; oxidoreductase activity, acting on CH-OH group of donors. The record is from RefSeq and is a predicted model, not a curated record. The transcript has 3 exons. The coding region runs from base 1 to 1707 and encodes 568 amino acids. NCBI's taxonomy places the organism in Eukaryota, Fungi, Ascomycota, Dothideomycetes, Pleosporales, Pleosporaceae.